AUGACUUCGACCAAAACCAUCGCCUUCAUCGGUGCUAGUACUGGAGUUGGCUUGUCGGCACUCAAGCACGCCCUCGCCGCUGGCUACCAAUGUACAGCGCUCUGCCGAGUGCCCUCAAAGCUCUCCUCCGUAUUUCCAUCGGAGUCAAACCCCAACUUAAAGAUUAUCGAGGGAAAUGCGCUUGAUAUCAAAGCCGUCUCGCAGUGUCUGGACGCAGGAAACGGGAAGCUCGUCGACUUCAUCGUUUCCACGAUUGGCAGCCGGCCAGUAUGGGUUAAAUGGAAAAUGUCCAUCGAAGACCCGACCGUCUGUCAAAAUGCAAUGGCGAAUGUCCUUGAAUCUCUUGCUCAACUUCGAAAUGCGGGCCUCACCGGCAACCCACACAUUAUCCCUUUCAGCACGACUGGAAUGUCGAAAUAUGGUCGCGAUUACCCCAUCGUGUUGGCAUUUUUCUACCUCGUGCUUCUCAAAGUCCCCCACGAGGACAAGCGAGCGAUGGAAGACAAGCUCAUUGACAGUGGUGAAUCGUAUACGAUCGUUCGUGGAAGUCUCUUGACCAAUGGCGAGACUACCAGGACGGUUCAGGUUGGCAUUGAGGACCACAAAACUGGUCGGGAGUCGGAGGCUAUUGGAUAUACCAUCACCAGGGAAGAUGCAGGGAAGUGGGUUCUAGAAAAUCUUGUUUCUCAGCGGGAUGAGAAGUAUCAAAACAAGAUCCUGAUGAUAACGACUUGA
This is a messenger RNA of Penicillium waksmanii, 735 nucleotides long. Its product is annotated as NAD(P)-dependent oxidoreductase. NCBI's taxonomy places the organism in Eukaryota, Fungi, Ascomycota, Eurotiomycetes, Eurotiales, Aspergillaceae. The record is from RefSeq and is a predicted model, not a curated record. The transcript has a single exon. Bases 1 to 735 code for a protein of 244 amino acids.